AUGGGCAAUAGUAGCUCAAAACACCCGGGGGAGCACCCCAGCUCCGCCCGAACUCCUUCGAACGCUGGCGAACCCCACCAUACCCUCUCUCCCCAAGCUUCGUCAUCCACAAGAUCGAGAAAUCGAGCUAGCCGAGCCGAAUUCAGCCUCUUAACUGGCUUCGCUCCGGCGAGGACGUCUAGCACCCAACAGACCACUCAGCCUGAACUGCGCCGGGAGACACGCCAGGAACGAGAGGCUAGACGUCUGGAGAAGGAAAGGAUUGCUAGGGAGAAGGAGAGAGAGAGGAGUAUGCGCGAGGAGCAUGUGGACGGAGGAUUCCUUGUUACUAUGGGUAUAUACAAAGGCAGAGAAGAUUUCAACAAGACCAUCGUUCGUCAGCUUCAAAUCGAACGUAGGCUAGCUCCAUUCUGGCGACCCAUCGAGGAAGAUGUCGACGAUCUUACCGAUGCCCAACUCGUUGCCGUUGCGAGGGGCUUGCCUGUCCCCGAACCCGAUGCUCCCUUACCACCCGAUCUCCUCGCCGAACCCCAAUCUCCCGUCUCGCCCAACCAAUCAACCCAAAACCUCAGCCUCACUGUUCCUUCCGGUCAGGGACUGCCUAGCUCUGCUGCCGAGCCGGGUCCAUCUGGGCCUACCUCCUCACUACCAUCCCCGACUUCUCCGCCUCGCAAGUCCCGUGGGAAGGCUAUCGCCGAGGCUCUUAGUCAUAGUUUACGGUCCUCGCGGAACAACUCACAGACGGAUCUCUCGCUUCGCGAGAUAGCGCUCCCCAACGAUCCGUUUGUCAACGGACAACCUCUCGAGGUUGCCCUCUAUCGAAACUCCGAAGACUGUCCGAUUUGUUUCGCCACAUACCCGCGCUACUUGAACUAUACCCGAUGUUGCGGAAAUAUGAUAUGCAGCGAGUGCUUUGUACAGAUUAAACGCCCAGAUCCACACGUUCCCGAGAGUCACGGAGAGCCCGGUGCCGAUAACAGCCCACAUGAACAGGCAAGGGAAACGCACAACAUGCUGGUCUCUGAACCGGCUGCCUGCCCAUACUGCACGCAGCCAGAGUUUGGUGUAACUUAUGAUCCGCCUCCGUUCCGCCGCGGUCUUGUCUAUUCGACCACUGUUCCCCUGUUUGGGGCAAGUGCCAUGUCGUCCCAGAGUUCUCUCCACUCCAAUCCGACCCCCGCAUCCCCGACAUCUCCCACUGGCGGUGGAAGAAGGCGGACUCAGAGCUUAUCGGCUACUGCUCCGAACGUUGUGACAACCGACCGCAUUCGACCGGAUUGGGCGUUGAAACUGGCGGCCCAACGAACGAGCCAGGCGCGAAGGGCGGCUGCAGCCACGGCUCUGCACCAGGCUGCCUUCAUUAUGUAUAACAACGAUAGGCAGUUCGGCAUCAGCAGCCGUGCCCCUAGGUUCAUGAGGCGUGGCCUGUCAGGCACAAACUCUGGCGCGGGACAGAGCCCUUCUCCGGGUGCAGCUCCUUCUAGCGAUUCUUUACAGGGCGCCGAAGGUGCCCCGCAGCCAGCCCCGCGCCCCUACAUGACCGAGAACGACCGGCUGCAGCAGUUUGAAGAGGUCAUGAUGGCGGAAGCUAUCCGCCUCUCUCUUGCAGCGGAAGAGGAGCGUCGCAGGAAGGCCGAGAGGGAGGCCGAGAAGGAGGCGAAGAAAGAAGCUAAGAAGCGAGAGAAGGAGGAGCGCAAGAAUGCCAAGCUGCAGGCAAAAAGUGGAAGUCUCUACGCAGAUGCUCAAGGCUCUGCCAGUCGAAGUAGCGUGUCUCUCGGCAUCGGCCGCCGAAGGGGGAAUAGCGGAACCAGCAGCCUUCGUACGGAGUUAACCUCCGAACUGCAGGGAGGACGAGGAGAGAGCAGUGGAGCAGUCGCAUCCAGCAGCGGAACUCUGUCAUCUGGAGAUGCUGGCCAACCGUUGGAUAAGGGUAAGGCCGCCGAGCGAAGCGGCCUGUCUUUGCCGACGACGACUGCUUCGUCAUCGAUCGCGAUCCCCCAACAGACUGGACACCAUGGCCCAUCCCAUCUACGCCAAACUAGCAACAUCUCAUCUAUAGCAUCCUCUCUUGUCGAUAGUCAGGCCGGAAGCUAUUCUGGUCAAGGUGGCUACCUAGGAAGAAGCCCCGACGCUUUCAACCCGAGGACUAGUGGCAUAAGUCUUGCCUCUCACGACUCCGGAGCCGGCGGCGGUCCCGAAUCCAUGUUCAACUUUACCAGCAUGGCAUCGAGAAUGGGAAUUAAUCUCGAAGGCCAACCCAGCGAGGCCGCGGAGGGUGCUACCGACACGGGGAUUACGCAAUCACAGAGUGAGAUAACGCAGAUUGGGGAUGAAGAGCCUACGACUCAGCAAACUGUCGAUGAGGCCGUCGAAGACGGCGUCAUCACGCUUCAACCUUCGCAACCGGGGCAGGACAGUGCCGAAGGGACCGUUCCUAACAAUAAGGUGCACGUUGCGCCCGAGUUGCGACUUAUUCCCGGAAGUCCGAGACCGACGUCGAACGACAGCGAGUUUUCCAAGGGCCUUGAAUCCGACGGCGCGAUUUCGCAACGGGAGCGGGCUGGUGGGAUCGUGUAA
Molecule: messenger RNA, 2577 nt
Organism: Scedosporium apiospermum
Lineage: Eukaryota; Fungi; Ascomycota; Sordariomycetes; Microascales; Microascaceae
Product: Protein SIP5
Exons: 2
Coding region: 1-2577 (858 amino acids)
Cellular component (GO): cytoplasm
Source: RefSeq, a predicted model, not a curated record